GUUUUUGCUGUUUUUCUGAUUUAAGAAGAUAGUUUUUAAGGUACUUCUGGGAAAAAGAAAAAUAAUCUGCUUUUUUUUCUGAAGUAACGACAUACUUCAAAAUCUCUCACUCAGUGGUGGAAUGCAAAUACAUUUACUCAAGGAAUGUACUUAAGUACUUUACUUAAAUAUUCCAUGUUAUGCUACUUUAUACUUCUACUCCACUACAUUUUGGAAGUCAAUAAUGUACUUUUUACUGCACUACUUUUAUUUGGCAAAGUUACUUAGUUUGAAGUCUCAGAGUAUUAAUACAAAACUCAGCAGUAUAACAAAAUAAGCCGCACCUUUACCCACUGCAACAUUAAAAUGAUGAGCACAUUAAUGGAUCAAUAAUGAUGAUACAAUUACAAUAAUAUAACAAUAAUAAUAUUAUUCUGAAACAGGCCCCUCUGCAUAAUGAGUGCUUUUACUUUCGGUACUUGAAGUAUAUUUUGAUGCUAAUGUAACCCACAUAAAAUAGCACAAAAAAAAGUGAGUUUAUUUAGUAUUUUCUCCUUCUACACUAGCUAUUGUUGACCAGCAGAGGGCAGUGGUGGCGCUGCAGAGAGAGAGAUCAACAACAACAGCGCUUCUCGCUCGAGGGAGAGUAGAGUAAGAGCUCAGAAUGAUAGCAAGCUAACCAAAGUAAAUAAACCACACAGAGCAGAAAGUAUUAACUCAACAUACAAGUUAGUUUGAAGGUUCUUCUGAACGAAGUCUGUCCCAAAAUGGGUUACAAGGAGCCACUGGUCGAAGUUCUGCCGAGAAUUUAACUAAUUGUCCGGUUGUUUGUUCUUUUUUUUGCCCCCAAUGAUCUGUCGCUGGGUGGACAUUCAUCAGACUAGCAGAGGAUGAGCAGAGGAGCAUCUCACCAAUCAAGAGUCCUCAUUCACUCCACAUGUCUUCAUCACAUCGUACAGAUAAGCAAGACAUCACCACACUCCAUUUAUAGGGAACAUACACCCCGUGUGUGUGUGUGUGUGUGUGUGUGUGUGUGUGUGUGUGUGUGUGUGUGUGUGUGCGCGCGCGUGUGUGCGUGUGUGCGCUCUCACACAUGCACACACAGAGACAGACCUGAUAAAUGUGCAAUCUAUGAAAAUGUUAAGUCGCACUUGACAGAUCUUUGGUCGCAUGUGGUUCUCAUAAUUACUGAGAUAAUGAUCUCGUUGAUUCAGAAAUGGGGCACUUUUUUUUUCUCAAGUGAAUACAUUUUUGCGUCUGUAUGAAGCAGAGCUGAGGAAUGAGCUGCAGUCUGGUAACUCCACACCCUCAAAAUCUUUUUAAUUUGCAAACUUGUAGUCUUCAGCAUCAACUGACGCUGAAGUGAUGACUUGAGUAAAUUUAUCAGACUUCACUUUGCUCCCUCUGGAGACAAAGGACUACUUACAACUAUUUUCACAUAUGCAGUCGUCCUACACAGACCUGUAAACAGACUUUGUCAUCCACAGGUAUUUUUUUUUUACUGUUAUUUUUUUACUGUUAUCAGAUUUUUCCACCAGGUGUCCGUCUUUCCUCGAUCAGACACCUGACAACUUUCUCAGAGUGACUUUUUUCUCUCUUCUCUUUUUUGUCUAACUCAUGACGGCCUCCCCCCCACCCUCAAAUGCAGCUCAGAGUCAGUAUGUGAAGGCAGCUGAAAUUAGUCUGUCAGGAUCUUUUCUGGUCUCUGGGCUGAUCAUGGAUUUUUCUGUCUACCUCUCGACUCUGCUUUCCCUCCUCUCUCAGUGCACAGCUCAGUGGUGUUACCAGAGCCAGUACUCCUGUGACGACACAUGCAGAGACCCGAUCCACUGGGCAGCUCAGUUUCCCAGCUGCGGUGGAUUACGCCAAUCACCAAUUAACAUCGUCACCAGCAAAGUGCACGUCAACAGCGCCCUGCCACCCUUCAACUUCAUCGGCCACACCAACACAAUCAACGUCACAGUGGAAAACAAAGGACACUCGGCUCACUUUGCUCUACCGCAGUCGGUCCGACUGACAGGAGGAGCUCUGCCUGGUCACUACAGAGCCGCCCAAUUUCACUUCCACUGGGGAGGUAAUGGGAGGCCAGGAUCAGAGCACACCAUUGACGGAGAGAGGUACCCCAUGGAGCUGCAUAUUGUCCACAUCAAGGAGCCGUACGGCUCUCUGGCAGAGGCAGAACAUGACAUGGCGGGCAUCGCUCUGCUUGCCUUCCUGUUUGAGGAAACACCAGAUGAUCAUCCUCAUCUGGACGCAGUAAUAGCUGCUUUGGGCCGAGUACAGAACAAUGGCAGCAGCACUGUGAUCCCUAACGUUCAACUCAGCGACAUUAUCCCGCCAGCGAAGGACCUCCACAGUUACUACCGCUACGUGGGCUCCAUGACCACUCCAGGAUGUGAACAGGCGGUGGCCUGGACGGUGUUUCACAGGACCCUGCCCAUCAGCAGCCGACAGCUGGAUGCAAUAGUUGAGCAGUGUCGAUUCUGGACGGGACAACCCAUGACGGACAUCUUCAGGCCCACGCAGCCUCUGGAUGGCAGAGUUGUGUACCGGUCCGAGGCGAGUGCAGCUCUGACGAGCGCGGUCCUCCUUUGGCUCAGUGCUUUCUCAGUUGUGCUCGGGACGACGUGUCCGAUACACUGACCCGGCACAUGAAGACACAGGAUGUAAAUGACAAAAGCUACUGUAUGUAUAAAGGCAACUUUUACCUGUGUGAUAGUUAGUCAUGAGAAGAAUGUCACCUGCAUUGGCACAUGAAUUACAGCUAAGUUAUUGUGCAAAGGGAAAGUAAACUGUCCACCUCUGGUGUUUAGCCUUUACCUCGUUAGGCCUUUCAGUUUCCUUAUUUUUGUCGUCAUUAGGAGUCAAUAUUUUAAAUUUGCACACUCAACUAAAAUCUGCUUUUCCUUAAAUGUGUUUUAGAGUAAGAUAGAAGUGUAGAAUUAGGGCUUUACAAGUCAGUUUAUUCUUUCUGAGUUACAAGCUCUGGGACUGUUUAAUUUACUACUUCUUCUUUGCUUGACAUGCGUAUGGUUCUCUUCACUGUUAGAUAAUUAAAUGUAGCAGAUUAGAGGAUGAAGGCAUUUCAAAUGUACUGUACACUUGCUUAUGUUUGGAACAAACUAUUGAGUUAUAAAUCUACAUAAAUGCCUGUAAUUCUCAGCCAGCAUAACGACUCCUGCUUAUGACUCUUACUAAGUGCUGAAUGCAAAGCAUUUUUACAGAAUGUUUCUGUACAAACACCGUGAAAUGUUUUGCACUUUUGCCUAAAACUUAAAUAGAACCUAUUAAACUAAAUCUGCUUUGCCUCACCACAACAUGCUUUGUGUGGAGCUCAUCAGGUGAGUUUUAUUACAUUAACUGUAAAUUGACAGUGAUAGUAUGUAGGUUACCAUUAAAUUAACCAAACCACACCUAUUUCUGCUGUUAUAUCUUUGGGCAGACGGAUCACUGAAACCAUUGUCAUGACUUUCACUAGUUAACAGGAGCCUAUCUGUGGGAUUAAGCAGCAUCCUGAGUCUGUGUGGAAAUCAGUUGCUUCAAUGGAUCAACCUGUAACACACUGCUAGUUUGAGUAACAUUUAUUUAUUGUCGGGUCCAUGAUCAACUGAACAUCAUAGCUACUAAAAAAGAAGAGAGGAGACAAUUGAAAGGCAACAUGGUUCUCAAGUCAAAAAUAAUCUAUUUGACCUCAAUCUGACAUUUCCUAAUAAUCUAAAUUGUGGCAGUAAACGUGAUUCAAAACACCGAAGUGAGAUUGGGUCGAGGUCACUGUGUGUGCUUCUGAAGCCAGGUCCUCAGGUGUUCUACCUGUGCAGUAACACUACUCUUGGCUGUUCCUCCGGGGGCGCUGUACUGCUCCACACUGCUCAUGUAGUCCCACACCGAGGACACGUCACUUCCAAACAGAGGGCUGCGAUAAAAGAGAGGGCCAAUGUGAGAAAAUCUAAGUGGCUGUUGUAGAAAAUCCUGUUCCAUUAAACAAUGGGUGUUAUUCUUUCUGCUUUUGUGUGUGAGAAUGAGAAGAAGAGAGUCACCUCACAGCACUCAGG
This is a messenger RNA of Anarrhichthys ocellatus (wolf-eel), 4031 nucleotides long. RefSeq names its product carbonic anhydrase IV c (gene ca4c). Bases 1597 to 2622 code for a protein of 341 amino acids. Gene Ontology annotation, cellular component: plasma membrane. Lineage: Eukaryota; Metazoa; Chordata; Actinopteri; Perciformes; Anarhichadidae. Gene Ontology annotation, molecular function: zinc ion binding; carbonate dehydratase activity. The transcript is spliced from 9 exons. The record is from RefSeq and is a predicted model, not a curated record.